CCUGCUUCAGAUCCUCAACAGAAGAGUCCACUCCUGACACCAUGUGCUACUACGGCAACUACUAUGGUGGCCUGGGCUGUGGCUAUGGCUGUGGCUGUGGCUAUGGUGGCCUGCGCUGUGGCUAUGGUAGCUAUGGGGGCUAUGGUUACGGCUGUUGCCGCCCCCUGUGCUGUAGAAGAUACUGGUCCUAUGGCUUCUACUGAGGAAUUCUCACAGCUUCUUAGCCUUUUGGCUACCACCUUCUGUUUUCCUGGGAUUAUCUCCAAUGUUCUUCAGAUGGAGCUUUUUAAAAUAGCUUCAAUCUCCUACUACACACUAUACUAGUUUAAAAAAUAAACCUCUAAUAAACCAAUAUCAGUUAGAUAACAUGGAAGAUGGUAGAGAACUUUCUGUAGUAUGUUUAUAAUGUGGGAUGAAAUGUAAUCAAAUUUAACUGUCAAUUUCUGCAUACAGAUAUGUAUUACUGAAUAAACUUU
This is a messenger RNA of Cavia porcellus (domestic guinea pig), 476 nucleotides long. RefSeq names its product keratin-associated protein 20-2-like. NCBI's taxonomy places the organism in Eukaryota, Metazoa, Chordata, Mammalia, Rodentia, Caviidae. The coding region runs from base 42 to 203 and encodes 53 amino acids. The record is from RefSeq and is a predicted model, not a curated record. The transcript has a single exon.